CAAUAGACUAAGGGAACCAUUUUUUUUCUUUCCCAUCUUCAUCCAGCUAAAACCCUCUCUAUCCAUCUCCUCUGAGAAAAUGGUUUCUGUUUCUUGCUCUUGUACUGUUUCUAGCUUUCGCUCCGUAGAAUUUGGAGCUCCUUCCUUUUGUGCCGGAAGUCAUGUGCGACUCACUACCCGUGCGAUUCAAAUCGGACAAGGUAAGCCGUAUAAGUUUUUCUAUGUUCUUGAUUAUGAAGGUAUAUCUAUACCAAGUCCGAAAAUUUUCGAUGCAAGUAAUUUUAUUGGGAAAUUAGAUAAUUUUAUUCGGCCUUGUUUCUACCGCUUAGUAGGUUAUUUCAUAAACUCGAAGAAUAAAAGACCUCACCUGUUCGCUGUUUCCGCUGUUGUGGAUGAUAAAAGUGUUGUAACGCCUAAAGAGAAGAAAGAAGAAAGUGUGGUAGAUGACCAGAAGAUGGUCAAAGUUUGUGACAAGCUCAUUGAGGUUUUCAUGGUUGACAAGCCCUCACCAUCUGAUUGGCGAAGGCUGUUAGCUUUCAGCAAAGAGUGGGAUAGCAUCCGCCCCCAUUUCUACAAAAGGUGUCGGGAUCGAGCUAAUUCUGAGGAUGAUAACCCGGAGAUUAAGCACAAGGUUUUUCGUCUUGCAAGAAAGCUUAAGGAGGUUGAUGAAGAUAUUCAAAGGCACAACGAGCUUUUAAAUGUCAUCAAGAGGACAUCACCUGCUGAUAUUGGCCAACUUGUUGCCAGGCGACGUAAAGAUUUCACUAACGAGUUUUUCGACCAUUUGCACACUGUUGCCGAAUCUUACUAUGACAAUCCGGAUGAGCAGACUGCUCUUGCAUCACUUGGAAAAUUGUGUAUCGCGGCUGUACAAGCUUAUGACACUUCAACAGAAAGCAUUGAUGCACUAAACGCCGCGGAAAUGAAGCUACAAGACAUAAUCAAUUCACCUUCUCUUGAUGCUGCCUGCAGAAAGAUUGACAGUUUGGCUGAGAAGAAUCAGCUUGACUCGGCGUUGGUUCUUAUGAUCACAAAAGCUUGGUCUGCUGCAAAGGAAUCUAACAUGAUGAAAGAUGAGGUGAAAGACAUAUUGUAUCAUUUGUACGUUACAGCCAGAGGGAAUCUGCAGAGGCUUAUGCCUAAAGAGGUGCGAAUUCUUAAGUAUCUACUAUCCAUAGAGGAUCCCGAGGAACAGAUGAGCGCUCUACAAGACGCUUUUACCCCUGGGGAGGAGCUUGAAGGGACUGAUGUUGACUACUUAUACACGACACCUGAGCAUUUGCAGAGCUUGAUAAAUACGGUGCUGGAGGCGUAUCAUUUCAGUAGAGAAGGGAGUUUAGUGAAGGAAGUUAAGGACCUUAUGCAUCCUGAGCUUAUUGCCAAAAUGGAACAACUCAAGCAGGUUGUUGAGAAGAAGUAUAUGUGAUCGAGAUUUUAAAAAUCCUAAGCUCUUUGUUAGUUUUUUUAAUUUUUUUUUAUUGUCUGCGUAUGUAUAUGGUGUUUUACAUUCUCCAGGUUUCACUAUUUACUAGAUUUUGAUGCGUGUUUUCAAAGUGCGGAUUUAUGUUUGAUGCAAACUUUAUA
Molecule: messenger RNA, 1584 nt
Organism: Eruca vesicaria subsp. sativa (arugula)
Lineage: Eukaryota; Viridiplantae; Streptophyta; Magnoliopsida; Brassicales; Brassicaceae
Source: the annotation of a GenBank genome assembly